Nomia melanderi (Alkali bee) is the source of this 5366-nucleotide messenger RNA. It is a transcript of the gene Trf2, whose product is annotated as TATA box binding protein-related factor 2. Lineage: Eukaryota; Metazoa; Arthropoda; Insecta; Hymenoptera; Halictidae. Gene Ontology annotation, molecular function: DNA binding. Gene Ontology annotation, biological process: DNA-templated transcription initiation. The record is from RefSeq and is a predicted model, not a curated record.
UUAUGUAUCAUUGUCGCGUCCAUGACUCGGAUUAGUAGUCAGUCUAGUGAAGAUGGCCGAAAACAAUGGCACUGGUUAUUGAGCUAACUUUGCGUUCUCCUGAUACUUGUCAACAAAGAAGUUAUCAUUAAUUAAAGCGUAACUGAAGCACACAUCAUAGUCACACGUAUAUAUUAUGGCAACUGCUAUUCAAAAGAAUGGCAUGAAACCUUUAACAAACACAAUAAAUCAUGUAGAAGGUGUAAAUAAUUUAGAUAAUACAGACAUAUGUAAAGAAGAAAAAGAUGAAAGACUGUUUGACGGACAAAUUCAACCUUACAUGGAUCCUCCUGAACAAGAACCUCGCGAACUGGAUAUUGUUAUUAAUAAUGUAGUCUGCAGUUUCAGUGUUAGGUGUCAUUUAAAUUUACGAGAAAUUGCGCUUAAUGGAUCUAACGUGGAAUAUAGGAGGGAGAAUGGGAUGAUAACAAUGAAAUUAAGAAGACCUUAUACUACUGCUUCUAUAUGGUCUUCUGGUAAAGUAACAUGUACUGGUGCAACCAGUGAAGUUCAAGCAAAAAUAGCAGCAAGAAGAUUUGCUCGUUCACUACAGAAACUUGGAUUCAAAGUGCGAUUUAACAAUUACAGGGUGGUUAAUGUGUUAGGUACAUGUUGUAUGCCAUUUGCAAUUAAGAUUACAUCAUUUUCAUUAUAUCACAAGGAAAAUGCAGAUUACGAGCCAGAAUUACAUCCUGGUGUUACAUACAAACUGACGGAACCAAAAGCCACUCUGAAGAUAUUUUCGACGGGCAGUGUUACAGUAACUGCUCCUAAUGUUGCUGCUGUUCAAGCAGCAAUUGAAUACAUCUAUCCACUAGUCUAUGAGUUUCGUAAAGAAAGAACAGCAGAAGAUGAGCUUGCAUUGCCAACAAAAAAGCGUAGAAUGGGUGUAAAUAAAAGAAAUCACGACGAGUUCCUACAUGACCCAGAUUUUUCGGUAUGGUUUUCGGAUGAGGAAGAGGAAGUUGAAGAGGCUGACAGCGACGCCAGUUGGGACUGAUCUGUUUCUUUUGCUGCUCUUCUGUUAAAUGUGGAACUGUUAUAUCUUGUUCUUUGAAAAAUAGAUACGCACUUCUCUGUGUACAAAAGUGUUAUCAUAAAGAGUGAAGUGAAGCAUUCGUUUUCUCUUAGUGAAAAGACAAUGUGUGAGUGCCAGAAACAAAUAACCACGCAUGCGUGAUUUAAUUAUGGUUUCAUUAAUAUCGAAUCAAACUGAAUACCAUUGUCGAAACAAUAUCAUCGUAAUAUACUUUCAUUAAUGGUACAUAUAUGCACAUAGGUACAUUUAUUUAUGGAUACAUGUGUCUAUGUACAUAUAAAUAUUAAAUAUGUUACACACAAUGUUAUAUACAUAAUCGUUUUGUUUAGUGAACAAUUUUCAAAUAUUUGUUUCAACUGUUUUUUUCUCAUUUUUUUUUUCUGUGACAAAGCUUAGUACAUUUAAGCAAUUAAAACAGUUCUAGGAAGGACUUGUUUGUAAGUAUACUCCUCUAUAAUUUAGGUAAAGAAAGAGUACACGCUUCUAAUGGUUCUCAUUAUAUAUAAUCGAUACGAUUAUGUACCGAAGUAUUGUGGCGGUAAUCAAAAGCGUGUAUAUUCUUGCUGUCUUUUGUGCUACUUCUUUCUACUCAUAGAUGUAAUCUAUUUUUGCUUAAUUAACGUACUGUGCCAAAGAUGGAUGUUCAAAAUUUGAAGCAAAGUGAUCAAAGUGGCAUCUAGGAAGCUGAAAAUUUUGUUCAUUAUAAUUAUUAGCUUUUGUACUACAAUGACACGUUUCAGUGAAUAUGAAAAUAUUUCACAAUUAUUACUUUAAGUUACAUUAUGAAUAUGGAAGGAUCAUUCUCUUGGAAGCAAUGCAAAUAAUUUAAAAUUUAAUAAUCUGUUUACUUAACAAUAUAUAUAUUUGCUUGUAUUAUUAAAUGUUUUUGUUUAGAAAAUUGCAGGCUGUUUUUACAAAAUACAAUAGAAGAUAUAUAAAAUUGAUAUUAAAUUCAGCUAUUAAUUACUUUAAAUUUACACAGGCCUGAUAAUAGUGUCCUGAGAUUUGGUUUUUUUAUUUAUAGUUGUAUUUUCAUAUAAAAACAAAUUUUUAGAGUAGAAUAAUUUAUUUCUUUAAUCUCUCGUUUUUGUUGUUGAAAGAAAAAGAACUUCUUGAAAUGAGUUGUAAUUUUUUGAUAAAACUGUUUGUCAUUCUGUUUUCUGAAGGUUACAACAGAAGUUUAGAAAAUACAAUAGAAUAAAGUAUCAUAUUACUUAUUGUUUCCUAUAUUAAUCAUCUAUGUGUAAGCUUUUAUUUAUUUGUCACUUGCAGUAUCCUCAUGACGAUAAGUGCAUUUGAAUCAUGUCAUCUCCAAUAUUAUUUUAUAUUAUAGUUUCAGAGACAAUAUUUUAUUUUUCAUUUUGCUCUUGUUGACAUUACCGAAGCAUUCAAUGAUUGAAGUCUACUUAGUAUGUUUUAGAUAUAUGAAACUUGACUGACAGAAUUAUUUUUAAGUUCCUUUUGCUAAUAAAAAUUAUCAGUACAUAUGACAUAAAAUUUUAUAUAAACGGUAAAAAAGAAUCAUUGUUUGAUUAUUUUUUAAUUAAUUAAAUACAAUAAUAUGAAUUUAUAUACAACAUAUUGGUAAAUGAAUUAAACAUCUACAUUAAUAUGCUAUUAGUUGUAUAUUUCUUAAAAAUUACUGAACGAAAGGUGUAGUUUAGAAUUGUUACUAUUAAAUAAACGCUAUUUAUGAUUCCUUUUCGUAUCACAAAAGUAUAUACGUGUACAUGAAGAGAUGGAACGCUAUACAACAAAGAUUAAUCUGUACCUUGUGCCAUACAAAAUAAUAUUCGUACAUUGAGCUUAUUUGAAUUUUUUAUAAUUUCUCACAAUUUAUUGUUUGCAUACUGAACAACCUUUUUACAAAGAAGCUAUAGUCACUGCCCAUAAUAUAUUUCAUACAAAAAUUAAAGAGACUUCAGCUUGAACAAAUAUGUGACAUUAAGUAACAUAGCACAGAAAUGAAAAUCUGGUUAUAGUUAAGAUUGACUAUCUCAAUAUAUUGAAGAUUGAAGUAAUGCAAGAAUAAUUGUGUAAUCAUAUGAAAGUUUAUUUAAUUUUAUUCAUCCAAGCGUAUGUUUUGCAUAACCUUCUGAAAAUAGUUCACAAUUGUAGUAUACAAUAUGUAACAUAUUUCAGUAAUAAUGUACUUCAACAACCAUAUACAUUGAAAUGAAAUAUCAUUGAUUUUCAAAUUUGACAAAGAAAAAUUUGUUUGAACUAAUUUUAUGAAAAAUGAUUUCUGUUUAGUAUUUACAUAUACAAUGAAUUUUUUAAAUCGAUUUUCGUUGUUUUAUAUAUCUUCUUCAUGUAAAUGCCAAAUGUAUAAGUUUGGAAUAGAAGUUGUGUAUAUUUUAAAAUUGUUCAUUAAUCAAAAGAUAUACAUACUUAUUUCCUAUAGUCUAUUUAUUAAGAAAAAUAUGAAUAAAGUUUUAAAAACAACACUUAAAUUAGGCAAAGCAUUAAUAAUAUAAUACUUCUUGCAAAUUAACUUAUUCCCAUGAAUAUAAUAAUUUGGAUACUAUAUAGAUAAUAUUUUACAAAUGCUAUACUUCAAUAACGCACAUUGUUCAUUUCAUAUAUUGCGAAAAAUGUUUCUUCGUUAUGUUACCGUGUCACAUAAAAUGAUCAUUGUGAUAACAAUUUUCAAUUCAAUGAAUUAGUUAUUUAAAUAGUGUUGCUGUACGGUUGUAUGCAUGAAGUACGGAAAUGUUUCCUUUUUUUUAUGGAAUAAAGGCUAAUAUAAUCACGAUUAGGAAUCAUAUUAUUUUCAUAUAUAGACCUUAAACUGAUAUCUACCUUAUUUGAGCUUAUUUGAUAGCUUUCAAGUAAACACAGUCUAUUUUUGCAUAUAUCUCUUUACAAGUUUUCCUGUCAUCAUAACUGCCAGUUUUACUAGUUCUUUUAAACAUAAUAAUAAAUUUCAAAAACGUAAAUAUCCAUAGUAUCAUGGUACUAUUUCUGAUCAUUAUUAUCUUUAAAUAAAUAUACGUGGAGGACGUUUCAUUUAAAUAUUAUACAUUAAACAUCUAAGAAAGAAUUACAGAUGAAUUUUUAUUCAAAUUCAACUUAGUGUCAGCUUGGAACUGCAGUGAUUAUAGUAGUAUUAUAUGUAACUUAGAUUAAGUUUUAACAAAGCCACUGUUUAUUAUGAUUGUAUGUAUAACUGCCAAUUGGACUAUGAAUAAUGCUACCUAUUUUGUACAUUUCUUCAGUAGUUUAAUGAAAUUCAUCAUUUCAAUGAUUUUUCAAAUUCAUGACAAUAAAAUAGUAUCAUUAUAGUUUCUUAAUGUAAUAUUUUCUGUCUACAAAAUAGAGUUUUCUUAAUAACAUGUCAUAAUUUAUCCACUGUCCUUAUAAUUUAAUGCUAAUCCUUAUAUCUAUACCUCACAGAUGCAACAUAAUCAUUAUGCGAUGCAACAAAUGUCUCUAUUUUUGCUGAUCUUCACGUGAAUUUUUAAUAUUCCUUUACAUGUGCUUAAAAUUACCUGUAAUUAGUAAAAUCGGUUUUGCCUUUGUGUCGCAUGUGCUAUUUACUUUGGUUAAAUUUUUACGAUUACUCUAAUGGAGAAAUGAAAGUGUUUAAACUAUUAACAAUAUAAUAUAUACAUUUAUUGAAUUCAUUAAAUUAUGUGCUUCUAAAUAGAAUUUUACAUUCCAGGCCUUGUAAUGUUACUACUUUCUAGUCUGAGACUAUGCGUACACCAAAGACAGUUUGUAAAACCAUGUUACAAUUUAAAAUAGUAUAAGUAACAUGAAUACAUUGCUCAAGAUUGAUCAAAUUUUAGAUGCAAUUCCACAUAGUGCUUGUACAGUUAAAAAAAGUACUUAGAUUUCUUCAAAAUUGAAAUUAAUCUAUUUGUUAUAAAAAUAAAUGUGUUGAUGACUCUGACAGAGUUGAACAUUCUCCAUCGAUUCGUUUAUGUACUUUAAUAUCGAUAAAUAGAUAAUUGAUCAAUAAUAAAAUACAAUUUCAUAGUGUAAUAUCCUAUUAACAGGCACAUUUUUAUGUAUAUAAAUAAUUAGGUAUAUUCUUACAUGUGUAAAAAUCUUUAGGUAAUACAAAUGUUACAAUAACAAACAAAGGUUUAUAAAUUCGAAUAAUUCACGAAAAUUAGAAGUAAAUAGCAAUAUGUUACGGUUUAUUAAACAAACAAAAGUUGAUUUUUAAUAAAAUGAUUGAUUUCUUGAAAUUAUAAUUACACAUUUGAAGACUUCUUUCAAUAUUAAAUUAUUUCUCAUUAAUAUAAUAACACAUUAUCAUAUAACUGUAUUAGUUUAUAGU